Molecule: messenger RNA, 1911 nt
Organism: Daphnia magna
Lineage: Eukaryota; Metazoa; Arthropoda; Branchiopoda; Diplostraca; Daphniidae
Exons: 3
Coding region: 327-854 (175 amino acids)
Source: RefSeq, a predicted model, not a curated record
GCAUCAAACUCUCGUCUCAGUUCGCCCAUCGCAGUUCUCAUAUAUCGCCGCUGACGGAAAAGCAAAUAAUAGAAAUUAAUUUUUGAAGUUUUUUUUUUUUUUUCUUUUUACCCGUUUCUAACCGCGCCCCAUUUGCUUUCUCAACGCGUUCAUAUCCAAAAAAGAAAACAAAAAAAAACAGAGCACACGAUCAACAGAUUUAAUUUCUACCGAUUGGUUUUUGUUGUUGUUAUUGUCCAGUUCAUCAAAUCAAUCUACGUGCCAUCUUUCACACUCCGCGGAAACGGAAACUGAGCUCUUUCAAAAAACAAUUCGAAGAACAAAAAAUGAUGCACAAGUGGAGCGUAGCGAUGAUUUUAUGCUGCUGGAUGUUGGUGCUCUCAGUUAGCGCCAGAGCGUCGGCCAGUAAUCUAGACGAUGAUAACGGCUUGGAUGUUGAUUUCGAAGAUGUUAGCAGCACUGACGUCCACCCGACGGCGCGUUUCGCCUUCGUCAACUUGAAUUCCGACGGUUCGUUAUCCUUCACGUUCAACGCCACAUCUCUCCAGUACACGCUACUGGCCGCUUUAACUGCCCUCGUCUUGGCGGCCAUCCUUCUGCCCUUGUUGGGUCUUAUCGGCAUCGGCAGCCAAGAACCGGAGUACGGAUACGCUUAUACGGAUCAGCAAGGCUACACUGGAACUUCUUACGACGCUCCGGCACCUUCGUAUGGCGCUAAUUCUUACGGCGGCUCGUCCUACAGCAAACGGUCGUUGAGCUGGAUGGGUCCUGUCAUGGAAGCUCUGUCCAAGAGCUACCAGAAAUACGAGAUGGGCGGUGGAAGCAGCCGGAGCGAAGAGAAACAUCAAGAAUGAAAAUUGAGUUAAACGAUCUCUCUCUGGACAGAAAAGAAUUUGGAAUUUGAUGCUUUUACUGACUGAUGCAUUUCAACAAGUCUUUUUUGUUUUUUUUACUAUUAUUUUUUUUUAAAUAUGCAUGGUGCAAAUCUAAUUGUGAUUUCCGACGCAUUCUAUUCCUAAUUUUGACUGAUUGUUUUAUCUCUGGAUUUUCCUCUUGUUUUUAACUUAUUUCCAUACGGUUUUUCUUCCAUUAAGGAAGUUUCUCUGCAUUUGUUUUUUUCCCCUAGUUCUAUUUGGAUCCUCCCUUCCAUUUCUUGUGUCAUUCUAACGUAUUAUUUCACUUGCCUCGGAGUUAUUUGGUUCAUCGCCUCUAUAUUCUAUUUCUAAUUCUUGUUUCACCCCCCUCCAGUAAGAGAAGAGUAAUCAAAGGAGGAUAACAUCUAUCACACUCCUUUUCCCUUCCUCGACUGUUAAGUUAAUAUCUUCGACAAACGACCAGACAGUUUCUUUUUGAAACCUUCUCCUUCCAGACUGACACGCUUUAAUGACCGAUCUGAUGAUGUUCUGUUUGUUUGUUUUUUUCCUCGGGUUUUUCAUUACCUACAUUCUUCUCUAACUACUUUGUGACCUGACAACAUCGUUUGAAAACAAACAGCUGUCUCGACUCGCUCAAAAGGCUUUUCCUAUAUACUAUAGACACGACACAAAUACACGAACGCCUGCACGAACGACGAAGACAGUGGGACUUUUUGACGUGAACAUUUAACGGACGCUGAACGAACAUUCACUAACGAUAUCUCAAUUUGAUAUAGCGAGCUUCUUUCUACAUUGUUUCAUCUCCCUCUCCGUAUUAUUAUUUUUUUUUUGGAUCGAACCUAAUCCCACUCCACUUCGACAACGGCAUUAUUCCACAGACAGCACAAGAACAUCGACCAACAAGAUUCAUUUAAAUCUAUAAACACAAUCUAGACGUUAAAUUGUAAUCGAGAUGAGAUGAUAUACCUUUUUUUUGUUGUUAAGUGUACAUUUGAUGAUGAUAAACUGAUGCAAUACAACAGAUUAUUAUAUCCCA